Messenger RNA from Tachysurus fulvidraco (yellow catfish), 6214 nucleotides. RefSeq names its product ninein (GSK3B interacting protein) (gene nin). Bases 293 to 4786 code for a protein of 1497 amino acids. Gene Ontology annotation, molecular function: calcium ion binding. Gene Ontology annotation, biological process: centrosome localization; centrosome-templated microtubule nucleation; microtubule anchoring at centrosome. The transcript is spliced from 28 exons. The record is from RefSeq and is a predicted model, not a curated record. NCBI's taxonomy places the organism in Eukaryota, Metazoa, Chordata, Actinopteri, Siluriformes, Bagridae. Gene Ontology annotation, cellular component: centriole; centrosome; ciliary transition fiber.
CUCUCUGAAGAGUGCUUCAAAAUUCUCAAAAAAAAAAAAAGAUUUAGUUGAAGUCGGAAUCCCUCAGCAGGACGAGAUGAAGAGACCUGCAGCUGUUACAGCUCGAUAACAGUUGGAGCUCAAGCUCAAUCCCACACUGUGUUUGUGUGCUUGAGCGUUAAUCCACGCAGCAACGCAUCUCUGUUUCUGGAUGAUUUUUCCCAAAGUGAACAAUUCUGUCGUGAUUUUUACUCCAAGCGAAGAUAAGGAGAGCGUGUACGACACCGUAUACUGAGAGGAUUGGUGCAGGCUGAUGGAUGGAGAGGGAGACCAGAGGGAUCAGCAUGAGGAGCGCUUAAGGGAGGUGUUUCAGAGUUUUGAUGGGAGCGGUGCUGGUUCACUAAGUCCAGAGGAGCUAACAGAGCUCUGUCAUGCUCUACAGCUGGCUGACCAAGCACUACACACGCUCCUACAAACACUAUUCAAGACACAGGACCAAAUAAACACACGGGUUGAAUUUGAACAAUUUAAGGACGCUUUGAUUCUGGUGCUUUCCUCCAAUGAAGAUUCAAUAGCUAAUGAAAACCCUCCUCGGCCAGUCUCCCCAGAGGUGCAGCCUCGCUUUGUAAAGGGCACUAAGCGUUAUGGUCGUCGGUCCACACCAGAGUUUACACGCUCCAUAUCAGAUCUUGCAAACACGCAGUCGGUGGAAAGAGAGGAGGAGGAUACGACAAGGACCAGCGAUGGGACAUUGCCUGUUAAGCGUGAGCGCUGGAACGCUGACGUUAGCAGUGCAGAGGAAUAUGAAGCAGAAGGUCAGCUGCACCUGUGGAACCCAGAUGAGCCGGGUACUCCACGGGGUAGCAUGGCACCCUCCAGUGACCUGGAGGAGAGACUGUACAAUGCCUGCCACCAGUUCUCACUGCCCCUGCAUGGCACAGCUACUUUACAACAACUACGCACACUCUGCCAGCACCUUGGCUUGGAGGUAGGAGAGGAAGUCUUUCAGUCUGCACAGGAGAAGAAUAUGAGUGUGAUGGAGUUUGUAUCUUGCAUCCAAACCAAUAGCAAACCACCUACUCCUUCUGCCUCAACCCCAUACAGACAGCUAAAGAGACAUCAUUUUACACAGCCAUUCGAUGAGAUGGGUCGCAGGAUCUCAUCUGCAAUGAGCAGUACAAUCGGACUGCGGCUGUUUUCUGAAUUAGAUGAUGGAACAGGACACACUGCAGUGGAGCUACUUCUGGAUGCCUGGAUAGAAGACGGUGUAGAGAACAGCUCUGAAAUCCUGCAGGCUCUAGAUUUCAGCCUGGAGGGAAAAGUUAAUCUGAGUGAACUGACUGCAGCUCUGGAGAACGAGCUUAUGGUCACAAAGAACUCCAUCCACCAAGCAGCACUGGCAAGCUUUAAGGCUGAGAUCAGAUACCUCCUUGAGCGUGUGGAUCUAGAGCUCCGGGAGAAAAACAAGCUUCACACUGAUUUGGAAAAAGCAGAGAAGCUCAAGUCCCAGCUGGCCUCUGAGGUGGAUGAGCAUCACUCCGCCAUCGAACGCAACAACAAUCUUAACCUGCGGAAGUUGGAACAGGAGCAUAAGGACCGUGUAGUGGCUCUGAAAACAGAGCUGAGCAAAGAGGUGGAGCUUGUACAGCAACAGGCCAUUCAACAGAAAGAAGAACUGGAAGUGGAAAUCAGUAGGGUCAGAGAAGAUGAAACCUUCCUCAGAGAACACCUCACUUUGACUAUUAAGGAAAAUGGCCGACUAGAGGCAGAACUGCUGGACAGCACAGAGCGGCUGAUGGAACUAGAGGCCCAGCUGAACAAACUACAAAAGAACCUGGACAAUGUUCUAAGGGAGAAGUUUGGUGAUUUGGACCUGAGCAAUGCUGAGGUCUAUCAGCAGGAGGAACGUCUUAGGCAACUGCGUAACAGCUAUGAGGAGCAGUGUCAGGAACUGCAGGAUCGUAUAGAUGAGCUGCAGGCUCAGUUGGAGGAGUUUCGUGCUUUAAGCCGGGCCCCGCAGUCCUCCCUCAUGCCAUCUCUGUCUGAUGAGCUGGACAGCAAGAGUCCUGGCAUGGAGUCGGACCAAGGCCUAGGUUCUGAAGAAGGGCAACCCUUUAACGUGAGCCUGGAGGCAGAAAUGUUGCUGGAGCAAUUGAAAGCACAGCACAUCAGAGAGCUGGAAGACCUCAGGGAGCAGUUGGAUUCCAUGGUAAACAGCUGUGAGCAUAGGCUAGAAGAACAAAAAACCUCUUUUGAGAAGGAGAGGAGUUUUCUCUCCUUACAGCACCAGCAGGAGGUGGAGACUGUGAGGAAAGAAUUGAACAAAGCACUGGAGACUGCUAGAAAUUUGCAGGAGGAAUUGGAGCAGCAGAGACGCGGCAUGGAGGCUCAGCAGAGUGUCGAGCGUGCUGAGCUACAUGCUGUUUACCAACAGCAGGUUGAUGCUCUCAGUCAAGAGGUGCAGGAUGCCAGGAUCCAGGCAUUGAAGCUAGAGGAGCAGCUCAAGCUCCUGGAGGAGCAAGAGGAGAGCAGUACAAGGGACAAAGAAGAGCUGAGCAGGGCUCAUGUAGAAAAGCUUACCCGAAUGGAACUGCACUAUACAGAGACACUCAAAACCAGCCUACAGAAGCAGAAGGGGGAAGCAGAGAAGAUACUCGCAGAUGAGUUGGAAAAAGAAAGACUGCAUCUUGAAAAAGUUCAUGAGGAGAUGCUAAGGGUUCAAUUAGAAGAGGUGCAGCAGAGAGCCGAGCAGGAGCGAGUCAAAUUAGAGAGGAGGCUCAGAGAAGAGUGGGAGUGUGACAAGCAGCAACUAGAGGAGAGCAAUAGGAUAAAACUUCAGGAGGAGUUAGAACAUAUGCAGAAGGAACAGGAGGAAAGCAGUAAAAGGCUUCAAGAGCAGUGGGAAAAGAAGCUCAUGCUUUUACAUGAGCAACAUCAUACUGAGCUGCAAAAGUGUUUAGAGCAGGAAAGGGAGCGACUGCAGGCCCAAGAGGAAGACAUGGAGCGUAGGAUUAUGGAGUGGGAAAAAGAGCGAGUUCGGCUGCAUGAGCAGCAUGAGGAGGUGCUGCAGGCCAGGCUAGAUGAAGAGAGCGCACAAUUCCAGACACAGGGAAAGGAGCAAGAACGGAGGUGGCAGAAAAUGCUGGAAGAACAACAGAUAAAAAUGGAACAAUCACACCAGGAGGCUACUAAAGUGUUGAGUGUGAAACAUGAUGAAGAGAGAGAGAUGCUGAGCUGCAUGGUGGAGAAACUACGUACAGAUGUUGCAAAGGAGAGGAAUGAAGCUGGACGUCUGGCUGAGGAAAACCAUCUUUUGAGACAGAGUAUCUCAGAACUGAGAGAAGAGGACCAGAAAGAAAAGCAACAGGAACUGCUCCUUAAAGUGGAGCACUUCCGGAAGGAGAAAAACACUGUUCAGAAGAUGGCUGAUGGUUUGAAGAGGCAGAUUUCUGAGCUGCGUCGUCGUGUGAAGCAGCUAGAGCAGGAGAACAAUGCUUUGUCACAGCAGAAUGCAAAACACGCACUUAGUGCUGACACACUUCAACAUACUCUUGAAGAAGUGAUGCUCCAUCACGGAAAUGGUUCCUCCAAUGAAAGGAGUGAGAUAGAAGAAGGAGAUUUUGCAGCAUCUAAUAACAGAACCAAAAAGCUAGAAGAGGAGAAGAAGCUUCUACGAGCAGAACUGAACCGCUGUGUGGAAAAGAUGGCUCAGCUUCGUUCAGCUGAAACUCAGCUGGCUCAACUCUUGCAAGAAAGACAGACUGCAGACAAAAACAGCCAAGCAUUACGUACACAAAUGAUCAAGGCACAGGAGACGGUCCAAGCAGUGAAUUUUGUAUUGCAAGGGCUGACUCAGCAGAACACUUGUCUGAAAUCAGACCUGCGUGUUGUGCAACAAGAGCGAGACACUCUCAAACAGGAAGUGAUCUCGCUGCAUAAACAGCUGCUGAAUUCCAAUGAAAAGUGUCGUCUGGCUGAGAUGUCUGUAUCUAAAGUCCCAGGCAGCUCACACCAGGGGAAGCGUGUGUGGCCGGAAUUGUCUAGGCUGAUGGAGGCAGAGUUGAAUUUGCUGCGUGAAGAAAAUCAAAGACUACAACGAGAGCUCAGUGAUGCAAGACUAGAGCUAAACUCUGCACGUGAGAAGGCUCAUCAGUUGGAGGCACUGGUGUUGAGUGUGAAACAGCAGAAGCUGCACAACCAGGCAAGCUUGGCCAAGACUGCAGAACAGGAGAGAUCAGCUCUUAAACGAGAGAUAGAGGCUUUGCAAACACAGCUACACAAUAAGCUGUGUGACAGUAAUGAAGAGCAGAGAGAACUUGAGACUCUUCAUGAGGAGAAUGAUAGACUGAGGAACAAACAGACAAUACUGGAAGCCCAACUGAUGGAGGCUGAGCUUAUAGCCAUAUUACCACCAUCGCCACUGCGGUUGUCAACUGAACGACAGCCCCGAGGAGAGGACAUGAACCCAGACAUCAAUAAAGAGAAGGAAGUGGUACUGUUAAAGAUGGAGGAGAGGAUGAAGGAGGUGGAGCACUCACUCCGAAAAGUCAAACUGUUGUUGCGGGAGAAGGUUUCCCAGCUGAGGGAACAGAUGAAUAAGAACAGUAAAGCAGAUGUGUUGAUCAAGGAUCUUUAUGUGGAGAAUGCUCACCUUUUGAAGGCUCUGGGAGUCAGUGAGCAGAGGCAAAAGGUGGCAGAAAAGAAGAAUUACCUCCUGGAGGAGAAAAUCUCCAGCCUCAAUAAGAUUGUUCGUGAGCUCAGUCCCUCGCCAAUAGUGCCUGUGCCAUAUCAUGUGACCCGCUCCUGAUAACCCAUAUCAUGGUUUUUAAUAUACAUUUCUGUUAUUUUUUAUUUUAUUGAAAAGACAUGAGAAGAGGUCAUGUGUGUGUGUUUUGUUUUGUUUUGUUUAGUUUUUUUAAUUGAAGCCAUCAUUCUUGCUUGACGUAAAUAAAACAAAAAAGCACACAGAAGAAAGAAACUGCUGGGGAAAAAAAUACCUGAAUAUGGUAAAUUUGCUCAUUCUAGCAGCACAUUUAUUUGUGCUUUCUUUAAAGAUGCAGAUUGUGAUUCAUAGAGCAGUUGCCUUGGAAACAAUUACCCCACCCAUUCUGUUGAAUAUCUCUUGUGAGUUAGCUUUGAGAAAAACAUGCACAGCUGAGCAACUCCAUUCUGGUUCGGGAUGGAGCAUGUUUUCGGGUAAGAAAACUGCUUAAAACACAGAAUCCCAGCAGUAAUUUUGUGUAUCGUUUUUUCAAAGGGUUUUUUUUUUUUAGGAUUCAGAAAAUCAAGGUUUUGAUGGAAAUGACAAAGUUUCUAUGUAAAUUCUAUAACAGAAUUUAUUUAUUUUAUUUUACAUCAGUCAAGUACUAUUCCAGUUACCUAUUUGCACUCAUUAGCCUUAUUCCUACAAAUCGAAGACUUUUUUUUGUGUGAAAGUGAAACCAUGUCUUCCCUUGUUUUACUGUAUAGGUUUGUUAAAAAUGAAAUCUCUGACUGUUCUAUAAAUACUGGACCUAAAGAAAUGUGGUGUCUCCUAGUACAGUCACAACUCCCUAAAACAUCCUAAGGGCAAAGUGCACUUUCUCUAUGAGCAAAAUAUAUUGUGAAUCUGUUGUUUUUUUUCUGUCCAUUAGCAGUAUUUGGUUUCAAUUUUCUAUAAUAGAUUGAAUUCAAUUAAAGCCUGCCUCUUUGGUAUUGGCAUGGCACUUCUACCUGUUAUGUAUUUUCUUUCCUGUAAAUGAAUUGUACAUGCUGUGCAGGUGUUCACUGAAGUAUUAAAUUUUUUUAUUUUAAAUUAACAUUGGAAAUAGACAAGGACCACUUUAAAUGUCCUAACCAGCAUUUUUGUAAACCUAAAUAAAGGCAGCAGGUUUGGCCUCCCAAGUCUGGUGGUGAAUGUAAGCCUGUAAUAAAACAAUAUGCUGCUGAAACAGGAAGUAUUUGUAUUACAGUUUCUGAAGUGUUGCAGAACCAAAGAGAUUUUCCAACUGUCACUGGCUUAGUUAACAGUAUCCAGACUGUCCAGACUCUACCUGGCAAGAGCUGCUGUUUUAUUCAGGAGAGUAACUGACAAUGUGCUGGGUUAUUGUGAAUCAGAUGAAGCAAUAAAUUAGUUGACAGAAUAAGGUAUCUGAGUGAUCAUUAUGUGACUGAAGAUUUCCUGUUGCAUCUAGGCCUGCUUAUAGGGCACAAAUAAGCCACUGCUAUAGUAAUAAAUGUUGUUCAUAAAGAUGAA